AUGGAGGCCUUGCCCGACUCCGGGCCCCAAGCCUCGGCCUCGGCGCCGCUGCGCGCCCCAGAGUUGGCGCGGCUUCGCGAGGAGCAGGAAAAGGUGGUCACAAACUGCCAAGAGAAAAUCCAGCAUUGGAAGAAGGUAGAUAAUGACUAUAAUGCCCUUCAAGAAAGACUCAAGACAUUGCCUGAUAAGUUGUCUUAUAAUAUCAUGGUGCCAUUUGGUCCUUUUGCGUUCAUGCCAGGAAAACUUGUGCACACUAACGAAGUCACUGUCCUACUUGGGGACAACUGGUUUGCAAAGUGCUCAGCAAAGCAGGCUGUAGGAUUGGUUGAGCACAGGAAAGAACAUGUGAGAAAAACUAUAGAUGACUUAAAGAAAGUGAUGAAAAAUUUUGAGUCCAGAGUUGAAUUCACAGAAGAUUUGCAGAAAAUGAGUGAUGCUACAGGUGAUAUUGUUGACAUAAGAGAAGAAGUUAAAAGUGACUCUGAAUUUAAAGUAAAACAUCGAAUUGCUCAUAAACCUCACUCCAAACCAAAACCAGAUCUUUUUGAAGCAGAUUUUGCAAAUGAUGUAAAAUCCCAGGAUUUUUUUGCGGAUCAGGAACUGUGGGCUCGACUUGAAGAACUGGAGAGACAAGAAUUAUCACUGGGAGAACUUGAUAGCCAAAAUCUUGCUUGCUCUCCUCAUCUUCUGCCUCUACUUGUAUUUGAACAGCUUACUUACUCAAUUGUUCGAAUAAAUACUGGAAAAAAUACUACUCUGAAAUUCAGUGAAAAGAAGGAAGAAGCCAAGCGGAAACGAAAGAACAGUGGUAGCGGUGGCUGUUCUGCCCACGAUCUGCCUACGAUCAGGACGCCUGCAGACAUUUACAGAGUCUUUGUUGAUAUUGUGAACGGUGAAUAUUUCCCCCGUAAAUCAAUUCUGAAGUCUAGAAGCAGAGAGAACAGUGUUUGCAGCGAUACCAGUGAAAGCAGCGCUGCAGAAUUUGAUGAUAGACGAGGAGUGCUGAGGAGUGUCAGCUAUGAGGAAGCGGCUUGUAGCGACUCCAACGAGAACGCCUUGGAAGAAGAGUCACAACAAGAAACUUACCAGAAGAAACCUUUGCCCCUACCAGGAGCACCUGAGGCUUUUUCUGGAACUGUAAUAGAAAAAGAAUUUUUAUCGUCCUCAACUCCACACCCAGCCAUUGCUCAUCCUGUGCUACCCACUAUUCCAGAACGAAAAGAAAUUCUGUCAGAAGGAACUACAAAGAGGGUUUCAAAGUUCAAAGCUGCCAGAUUGCAACAGAGAAACUAG
This is a messenger RNA of Elephantulus edwardii (Cape elephant shrew), 1293 nucleotides long. It is a transcript of the gene URI1, whose product is annotated as URI1, prefoldin-like chaperone. Gene Ontology annotation, molecular function: chromatin binding; phosphatase inhibitor activity; transcription corepressor activity. Lineage: Eukaryota; Metazoa; Chordata; Mammalia; Macroscelidea; Macroscelididae. The record is from RefSeq and is a predicted model, not a curated record. Bases 1 to 1293 code for a protein of 430 amino acids. Gene Ontology annotation, biological process: negative regulation of transcription by RNA polymerase II; negative regulation of phosphatase activity. The transcript has 11 exons.